AGAAAUCUGUAGCCUUUUUGCUUUGCGCAAGCGUUAUGUAUUGAAUGGUAAUUAAAAUUUUCUUGUGGUGUCGUGUUUUCCCGCAUCAUGGUGAAUUAUUAACCUCAAAAGUUGACGGAUAGAAAAACUAUAAAUUAUUUAAAAAAAUGAGCGUAUCCAUCCCUCCAGUCGCUGGAAUUGAGAAUCUAGAGCCAGAACAAAUAAAAACGUUUAAAGACUUCCUCGUCUCUUAUAACAAAUUGACCGAAAUGUGUUUUAAUGAUUGUAUAGAUAAUUUUACAAGUAGAAAUAUCAAAGACAAAGAGGAAAAGUGUGCUCUCAACUGUUUAGAAAAAUUCCUCAAAGUUAAUCAACGAAUUUCGGAGAGAGUUCACGAAUUUCAAGUUUUAGCCAAUGAAAAUGCAAUGGCAGCUGCCCAGAAAAUGAAGCAGGGAAGUUAGACAUUAUAGAUGUAGUCAUCAAUGUUAGUAUGUAAUAUGUACAUAUAUAUAGAAUGAUGUUUUUACUAAAUAAGUUGUUACAAAAAACGAAUAAAGUCUUUUACAAAUAA
Molecule: messenger RNA, 550 nt
Organism: Agrilus planipennis (emerald ash borer)
Lineage: Eukaryota; Metazoa; Arthropoda; Insecta; Coleoptera; Buprestidae
Product: mitochondrial import inner membrane translocase subunit Tim9-like
Exons: 3
Coding region: 147-440 (97 amino acids)
Source: RefSeq, a predicted model, not a curated record